AUUAAUUUAAAUUUGAUUUCAAGUUUUAUCUAUAAUUAUUUUAUCUUUGAUAGGUUUCGAUUAGAUUUUAUACGUGAACCAAUCAUAAUCGAGCACUGCAUUUUACUAAAUAUCUUAUGAUACUGUUUACAUCGUUUGAGCGGUGAAUAUCGACUUUUUUCAAAGAAUAUGCAUUGUAAUUCUACUUAAAUUAUUAUUAUUUGUAAUAAUAUAGAUCAUUGUUAAAGUAUAUAGAUGAAUAAUUAAAUUAAUGGAAAAUAUGGCUAAUGACACAGAAACAAAUCAGCACAGUCAAUAUCCUUGCAAUUUCAAAUUUCAUGAAUUUGUGGAUCAAGAGGUUAAAAUUAGUUGUCACAUUAUAAAAAUGGAAGACAGCUUAUAUUUAUGGGUUGGAGAUGCUAAACAUUCUGCCAUGAGUAAUCUUGCUUUUGCACUUAGAUCCAAUUAUGAAUCAGUACCGAUUGGUACAAAGAUAAUGGGUGCAGUGGCGGAUGAAACUUCUUCUAACAUAGCUAAACGUUUAACAAAAAGAUUGGGAAAACCUGUAUAUGUUAGUUUUAAUGUACAGGCUGAUAGAAUGUUACUGCCUCAGAUUGAGCAAAGAAUACAUCAAGAAUUUAAAACAAAUGAAGAACUAACAAUAUUUUCAUGAAUUUUUAUAUUUUAUCUCAGAUAUCUUAAAGCUUUUCAAUAAUACGACUGUAUAACGAAAUUUAUAGUUUUAUAAUAAAUUAAAUGAAUUAUGUUACUACAAUA
Vespula pensylvanica (western yellowjacket) is the source of this 756-nucleotide messenger RNA. RefSeq names its product proteasome assembly chaperone 4-like. NCBI's taxonomy places the organism in Eukaryota, Metazoa, Arthropoda, Insecta, Hymenoptera, Vespidae. The transcript has a single exon. The record is from RefSeq and is a predicted model, not a curated record. The coding region runs from base 251 to 652 and encodes 133 amino acids. Gene Ontology annotation, biological process: proteasome assembly.